AUGAGUCUCGUUGGAAAAAUUGCCAUCGUCACCGGGGCCUCCCGUGGCAUCGGGGCUAGCAUAGCGCUGGAGCUAGCACGACAAGGAGCAAAAGUCGCCUUGACCUAUUCCAGCCCAGAGAGUGAAAGUGCCGUGGACGAAGUUCUCUCCCAGAUUGCAUCGUUGUGCCACGGACAGGGAGCGAUCAAAGUCCUCGCCGAUCUGCGAGACUCUAAGGCGGCGGACAAAAUCCUAUACGCGACGCUUCGGGCCUUCCCAACCGCAGACACCAAGAUCAAUAUUCUGGUGAAUAAUGCAGGGGUUUCCCACUCCGAGGCACUCGUCAACACCAGCCCCGACGAAAUCUCCUCCGUGUUUAAUAUCAACGUCCACGGCACCAUACUUAUGGCCAAGUCUGUGAUUCCGCAUCUACGCUCACCAGGUCGUAUCAUAAAUAUCAGCUCGAUUGCGGCGCGUCGCGGCGCCCCGGGUUAUUCGAUCUACAUUGCGUCGAAGGCCGCCGUGGAGGGUUUCACCAGAGCGUUGGCUUGUGAGCUGGGUCCUGAGGGACAUACGGUUAAUGCAAUUGAGCCGGGAUUGGUGGAAACCCGUAUGCUGACAGACACUGUGCCGAAGGGUUUGCUGGAGUAUGUGAAGAUGAGCACGCCCCUGGGGCAAUCGCUCCGCUCUGCCUGA
Messenger RNA from Aspergillus tanneri, 675 nucleotides. Its product is annotated as SDR family NAD(P)-dependent oxidoreductase. NCBI's taxonomy places the organism in Eukaryota, Fungi, Ascomycota, Eurotiomycetes, Eurotiales, Aspergillaceae. The coding region runs from base 1 to 675 and encodes 224 amino acids. Gene Ontology annotation, molecular function: oxidoreductase activity, acting on the CH-OH group of donors, NAD or NADP as acceptor. The transcript is spliced from 2 exons. The record is from RefSeq and is a predicted model, not a curated record.